This is a messenger RNA of Frieseomelitta varia, 615 nucleotides long. Its product is annotated as potassium voltage-gated channel subfamily KQT member 1-like. Gene Ontology annotation, biological process: transmembrane transport; potassium ion transport. NCBI's taxonomy places the organism in Eukaryota, Metazoa, Arthropoda, Insecta, Hymenoptera, Apidae. Gene Ontology annotation, molecular function: voltage-gated potassium channel activity. Gene Ontology annotation, cellular component: membrane. The coding region runs from base 1 to 600 and encodes 199 amino acids. The transcript is spliced from 6 exons. The record is from RefSeq and is a predicted model, not a curated record.
AUGGAGCUUGCAGCCAACACGAUGAACGCUAUUUUGCAAGGAAAUCGAAGUAUGACUGAGCUGAUUACAACACUGUACAUCGGAUUUCUGGGUCUUAUUUUCAGCAGCUAUUUCGUGUAUCUUGCCGAAAAAGAUGUUGUUGGACCCAAUGGAAAAACAGAUUUUUCCAGCUAUGCCGACGCGUUAUGGUGGGGUGUGAUUACCGUGACUACAAUUGGUUACGGGGAUACUGUUCCACAAACGUGGAUGGGAAAGAUAGUCGCUUCAUGUUUCAGCGUAUUUGCUAUAUCCUUUUUUGCACUUCCAGCUGGAAUUUUGGGCUCUGGUUUUGCGUUAAAAGUCCAACAAAAACAACGACAGAAACAUUUCAAUAGGCAAAUACCAGCAGCUGCGAUGUUGAUACAAUGUCUAUGGAGAUGUUACGCCGCCGAUAAAGCUAUCAACAGUGUAGCCACUUGGAACAUUUACAUCAAAGAUCCAACUCCGGCUGGGCAGCCUUCUACACCAUUGGGAAAGUUGAUUUGUGUAAAGAAGAUGGAAUAUGUCGCAUUUUUGGCAUCACUGGCCACGUGCGAGUCUGUUGAAUGUUUCAAAUAUUAAAAUUUAAUAUUUUAG